Molecule: messenger RNA, 3165 nt
Organism: Danaus chrysippus (African queen)
Lineage: Eukaryota; Metazoa; Arthropoda; Insecta; Lepidoptera; Nymphalidae
Source: the annotation of a GenBank genome assembly
AUGACAAUAAUAAUACAGAAGUUCUUCCUUGCAUCGUUAUUAUGCUUAACAUGUUUAUGGACGGUAGUGUUAUGUCGGAAUAGUUUAAAUAUUAUAAGAGAAUGGGUUCAGUUGGAGUUCGUAUAUCCUAAUGAAGAGGCUCGCAUUAGAGCUAUAACUAAUAAGUAUUUUAUUCCCGAGGCAUCAAUACCUCUUGAUAUUGAUGCAUAUUACGGAUACGGGACACAUAAACCGCGUGUCUUCAUGACAAUACCUCGGUUUGAGAUUGGUCGACCGAUAACUUUGGGUACAGUUGGUAAAGAUGGUCGUAUAUCAGGCUACCCAGACUACUCCUGGCAAGAUUACCAAGGAAUAAAUUGUGAUGGACUCACCUCUGUGUUCAGGAUCGCUAUAGACAAUUGUCAUCGACUAUGGGUUGUGGACACUGGCAAAAUUAGGAGUGAACAGAAGUGCCAGCCGCAAGUUCUGGCAUUCGACUUAAAAACAGAUCAAUUAAUUUACCGCCACAGAGUGCCUUCAGAAAACUUUAUAGCAACGACACGAUAUAUAACAAUAGUUGUGGAUGUAAGAGGUUCUGGUCCAAAUGACUGUGCUGAUACAUUCGUAUAUGUGGCUGAUGUGGCUGGCUUUGGGUUAUUAGUGGUAGACGUUGCAAGAGAUCGUUCUUGGAGAGUCACUCAUCGAUACUUCUUCCCAUAUCCUUCCCGCGGCACUUUUAUUUUCGAAGGUGAAAAUUACGACAUCAUGGACGGUGUUUUGGGCAUGGCUCUAUCACCAUAUAUUGAGGGAUGUGAUCGUUUGUUAUAUUUCCAUUCAUUGGCUUCAACAACCGAACAUGUAGUGAGAACAAGCUUACUACGAAAUGAUUCGUUUAUUGAAAACCCUAACGCCAAUCCUAAUUCUAUACAAGUCUUCCAAGCAGAACGUCCGAGACAGUCUGGGGCAGAAGCAGUAGAUGACGAUGGUAUUUUAUAUUUCGGUCUCAUAGAACCGCCCAGCAUGUGGUCCUGGAACACUUCCACAGAAUACUCUCCCCAUAAUUUUAAUGAGAUCGCAGUCAAUGGAGAGUUGUUACCUCUCCCGUUCGGUGUGAAAGUUGUUAAUAAUCCUAAGGGUCAUCAAGAAUUGUGGCUACUGACAUCGAACUUUCAUAGAGCAUUUUUUACGAACUUACAUCUUACAUCAGACAGAAUAAAUUUGGAGUUCGUAUAUCCUGAUGAAGAGGCUCGCAUCAGAGCUAUAACUAAUAAGUAUUUUAUUCCUGAGGUUUCAAUACCUAUUGAUAUCGAUGCAUAUUACGGAUACGGGACACAUAAACCGCGUGUCUUCAUGACAAUACCUCGGUUUGAGAUUGGUCGACCGAUAACUUUGGGUACAGUUGGUAAAGAUGGUCGUAUAUCAGGCUACCCAGACUACUCCUGGCAAGAUUACCAAGGAACAAAUUGUGAUGGACUCACCUCUGUGUUCAGGGUCGCUAUAGAUAAUUGUCAUCGACUAUGGGUUGUGGACACUGGCAAGAUUGGAAAUCAACAGAAAUGCCCGCCGCAAGUUCUGGCAUUCGACUUAAGAACAGAUCAAUUAAUUUACCGCCACAGAGUGCCUUCAGAAAACUUUAUAGCAACGACAAGAUUUAUAACCCUAGUUGUGGAUGUAAGAGAUUCUGGUCCAAAUGAUUUUUCUGAUACAUUCGUAUAUGUGGCUGACGUAUCCGGCUUUGGACUGUUAGUAGUUGACGUUGCAAGAGAUCGUUCUUGGAGAGUCACUCAUCGAUACUUCUUCCCAUAUCCUUCCCGCGGUCUUUUUAUUAUUGACGGUGAAAGUUACGACAUCAUGGACGGUGUUUUGGGCAUGGCUCUGUCACCAUAUGUUGAGGGAUGUGAUCGUUUGUUAUAUUUCCAUGCAUUUGCUUCCACUACCGAAAACGUGGUGAGGACAAGCUUAUUACGAAAUGAUUCAUUUAUUGAAAACCCUAACGCCAAUCCCACUUCUAUAAAUGUCUUCCAUGCAGAACGACCGAGUCAGUCUGGGGCAGAAGCAAUGGAUGAUGAUGGCUUUUUAUAUUUCGGUCUCGUAGAACCACCCAGUAUUUGGUCCUGGAACACUUCCACAAAAUUCUCUCCACAUAAUUUUAAUGAGAUCGCAGUCAACGGAGAGUUAUUACCAUUCCCAUUUGGAGUAAAAAUUGUUAACAAUCCUAAAGGUCAUCAAGAAUUAUGGCUACUGACAACGAACUUUCAUAGAGCGUUUUCUGGGAAUUUUACAUCAGACAGAAUAAAUGUAAGACUUCAUGCUGGAAAAAUUCCAGCACAUUUGAGAAGGUCACAAAAACCUCGAAUGUUCAUCACGGUACCCCGAAUCGAUGUCGGCCGACCAAUAACUUUGGGUACGCUCGAUGAAAAUGGUCUCAUAUCAGGCUACCCAGAUUACUCCUGGAACGACAACCAAGGAAGAAAUUGUGAAGGACUCACCUCUGUGUUCAGGGUUGCUGUAGUGGAUGUAAGAGGUUCUGGUGCAAAUGACUGUUCUGAUACCUUCGUAUAUGUGGCUGACGUGUUUGGCUUUGGGCUAUUAGUAGUUGACGUUGCAAGAAAUCGUUCUUGGAGAGUAUCUCAUAGAUAUUUCUACCCAUAUCCAUCACGCGGUCUCUUUAUUAUUGACGGUCAAAUCGUCGAGAACAUGGACGGUAUUUUGGGCAUGGCAUUGUCUCCAUAUAUUGAGGGAUGUGAUCGUUUGUUAUAUUUCCAUGCAUUUGCUUCCACAACCGAAAAUGUAGUGAGAACAAGCUUACUACGAAAUGAUUCAUUUAUCGAAAACCCAAACGCCAAUCCUACUUCUAUAAACGUCUUUCGAGAAGAACGUCCAAGUCAAUCUGCGGCCCAAGCGAUGGAUAACAAUGGCGUUUUAUAUUUCGGUCUCAUAGAACCGCUAAGCAUAAUGUCCUGGAACACAUCUACAACUUUCUCUCCCCAUAAUUUCAACAGGAUUGCAGUCAACGGAGAGUUAUUACCCAUUUCAUUUGGUAUGAAAGUUGUAAACAAUCCUAAAGGUCAUCAAGAAUUGUGGGUAAUUACAACAAACUUGUACAGAACACUUACUAGGACUCUUACUCCAGACAGAAUAAAUUUCGUCAUUCAUGCUGGAGACAUUCCAGCACUUGUGAAGUAG